AUGGACAGACAGUGGAUACAUAAUCAUAAUAGAUGUGAUGUUGAGUACUUGGAUGGAAUAGAUAAGUUCACUGAAUUCGUAACUAGACACAACCCAGGUUCAACUCAUAUCCGAUGUCCAUGUAGAAGGUGUAACAAUUCAAUGUGGGAGACAUUCGAAAAUGUUCGAUUUCAUUUAGUAAGAAAUGGGAUGAUGAAGGCUUAUACUACUUGGUAUCAUCAUGGAGAACGAUUAGACCAAGCUUCAUCUUCAUACGUGACACAAGUGGAGACUGUUGAAUCUAAUGUGUAUCCUAGUGAACAAGUUAUGAAUAUCGUAAAUGACGUUUAUCCAUACACCUCGAGCAACACCAAUCAGGAAGGGGGAGAUGACGGUCGUCUAACCAUAGACAAUGAGGAAUUUAAAAACUAUGAAAAACUAUUGAAAAAUGUUAAGCAAGAAUUAUAUCCGGGUUGCGAGAACUUUUCGGUGCUCUCAGCAAUUGUGGAGUUUAUGCAUGGAAAGAUCAAGUUUCAUUUGUCAAACAAGUGUUUUGAUUACUUUUUGGGAGUUAUCAAGAGGAUGCUUCCAAAGGAGAAUUGUUUACCUGAAGAUAAAAAAAGUGCCCAAAAAGUGUUGAAGGGUCUCGGAUUGGGGUAUGAAAAAAUUCACGCAUGUAAAGACCAAGAUUCCACAAAAGUAAUGCGUUAUCUUCCAUUGAAGCCUAUGUUGCAACGAUUGUACAUGUCGAUGCAUAUGGCAACCGACAUGAGAUGGCAUAAAGAAGGACGGGUAAAUGACGAUGUUAUGAGGCAUCCUGCAGAUGGAGAGGCAUGGAAAGAAUUUGAUCGGAUGUACCCAGAUUUUGCAGCUGACCCACGCAACGUCAGAUUGGGACUUGACACCGACGAAUUUAAUCCGUUUGGGGAAAAAGAUGUUCGUACAUACGAUAAGUAUACUGGGCAGAUGUUCACCAUGCGAGCGGCAGUGAUGUGGAUAGUAAACAAUUUUCCUGCGUAUGCAAUGGUUUCUGGGUGGAUGACUAAGGGUUAUUUGGCAAGUCCAAUAUGCAAGGAGAACAUAACAUCGUCUUGGCAUGCGAGAAAAGUUUGUUAUCUUGGUCAUUGUAGAUGGCUUCCUUGGGACAACGAGUGGCGUCAAAAUGAUAAAGCCUUCCACGGCACAAAAGAGACUCGACUAAGACCAAUAGAAUGGUCCGGAGAUGAGAUUUUGGAUCAGUUAAAUCGUUUGGAAUUUGGUCAUUUCGGCAAAGGGGUCAGUACGCCUAGACCAACUACACAUCUGAACUGGAUGCACAAGACUAUGUUAUUUGAGCUCCCAUACUGGUCAAAGUUAAAACUGAGGCACAACUUAGAUGUUAUGCAUAUUGAGAAAAAUGUGUUUGAUACUUUGGUCGGGACAAUUCUAGACACUGAAGGAAAAACGAAGGACGCGAUUGAAGCUCAUCUUGAUUUGGAACGAAUGGGCAUUAGGUCAUCCUUAUGGAUGUAG
Messenger RNA from Malus domestica (apple), 1491 nucleotides. The record is from RefSeq and is a predicted model, not a curated record. NCBI's taxonomy places the organism in Eukaryota, Viridiplantae, Streptophyta, Magnoliopsida, Rosales, Rosaceae.